AUGUAUUCAAUACAACCGAUCGAUGAGAACCAAGAAAAACAACCUGAAGAUGCAUCAUAUCAACAAGAUUUGCAACAGCAAAUGACGUUGAACCAAAGAUGUCAACGAGAAGAAAUCUAUGAAAAAGAUAUCGAAAAGAUUAAAGAUAGAGAUAAGAUCCCAACUGAUGAAGUAGUCAAAUUAAUAGAAUGUUUAACACUAGUUAUCGAAGAUUGCAGAAGUGAUAACCUGCUUGGAGUUGAAGAUAAGCAAGAGAUUGAAGAAAAACCUUAUGGAGCAAUUGUAUUUGAAGAAAACAACAGAGAUAUUGGACCAGAUGUGGUCCAUGAAGAUAGAGAAGCACAUCAAUAUCAAUAUGGCCAAGAAGUCAUUCGAACAGAUGAACACCAGACACGUGGAUAUUCAUCAAAUUCGUAUCGACGGCGAAAAGAAAUUUAUGCAAGUGAACAAGCAGCAAGAACUCGAAAUAAUUUAAACAAUUUUUGCUUGUGCAUUCAACGUUGGAUGUGCAAAGCAUCAAAUGGGACUAUAAUAAGAGGUAACAUACCGCCAUUUACUCUAACAGGUGAUUUCAAUGAUGCUCCAUAUCCAAUAUUGCUAUUAAACAAAAAUCCAUGGUGGACAACAAGUACAAUGUAUUCAGAUUUCGUUCAUUCAUCACCAGAAAUUUAUUUUCGUUAUCCACCAUUAAUUAUGGGCUCAUGGUUUAGUCAUAAUGAAGCAUGUCAUUAUUUUCACAAUUUGAUUAACAAAGACAUUGUAUUUCGAGAAGAAAGACAAAACCAGCAUCGCAUGCUAGAGCAAUUACAGCAAAAGAACGAACAAACCAAAUUGAAUAAGUCGGAUCAUAGGGCACGUACAAAACUUUCACGAAUUAUACAUAAUACGGAUUUCACAACUGAACUAAAAGAAGGUCAAGUUGCGUGGGAUAUCACCGAAGAUACUAUGAUAUUGAAUGAAUACGAAAAGAUACGUAAAAGAAACAAAACGAAAAAAUUCGAUGAAAAUCCUACUGCUUGGCAACGUCUAGUUCAAAGAUCAGUACAACUGUUAUCGGAUAUGAAAGAAAGUAGAAUUGAUUUACAUUCGGAUAUUCUAGAAGGCAAAAUUGGUAAUGAAUUGAAAACAGAAGAAGAAAUAAGCAAACUCAAUGAAUUAGAUAAUCCGAAUAAUAAACGUUGGACAAUCCGGCAAUCACGUCGAUGCCAUGAUUUAGCUAUUAAUGACUAUGAACCAUAUCAUGUAAAAUAUAAAGUUAUCGGUCGCCUACUUGAUCUUUGUACCGAAGUGAAUAAUAUUAAUCAUAGUGUACUACUGGAUCCUGUCGUUCAAUGUUUACGCUCAAAUUAUUAUCUCAAUGCUUACGAAAUGAUUGACCUGCGACAACCGAUUGUCAAUCCGAAACAAUGGUUUUUCAUUCAUCAAUGUCCACAAUUUAUUCGUCUUCACAGUUAUCAACGACAAGAUGAAAUAUCGGAUUCACUAUGUGACUUAAUGUUAGAAUAUAGUAACAAAAUCUUUGAACAACAUUUACCAAUAUUAUUAGAAGGUGAAAGUAUAGCAGUUCAAGCGAAUCGUACAGGAAAAAUUAUCAAAAACGAUCAAGGUGCAAAGCUACAGGCAAUCGGUUGGCAUAUUGCAUUAUUGAAUCAUGUUGCUUUAACACCAACAACAAAGAUACAUUUUAUUACAGGUUUGUAA
Molecule: messenger RNA, 1701 nt
Organism: Rotaria sp. Silwood1
Lineage: Eukaryota; Metazoa; Rotifera; Eurotatoria; Philodinida; Philodinidae
Source: the annotation of a GenBank genome assembly